Messenger RNA from Colletotrichum siamense, 1776 nucleotides. RefSeq lists its product as uncharacterized. Lineage: Eukaryota; Fungi; Ascomycota; Sordariomycetes; Glomerellales; Glomerellaceae. The coding region runs from base 1 to 1776 and encodes 591 amino acids. The record is from RefSeq and is a predicted model, not a curated record. The transcript has 3 exons. Gene Ontology annotation, molecular function: catalytic activity.
AUGUACUCACCUUCACUGUAUCCACCGCCGACUACAGCGCCGUCGUCCGGCGUCCGCGACGGCAAAGUCCCGACGCGAGUCCUGCCCCCAACCCGGACUUUCGUCCAUCCAGCUACCCGCCACAGCGGAAGAAAGCAGUCACAACGUCCCAUCUCAUAUCCCGUCCUCAACUCGGUGCUUCCCCAGCGCCCAGAUUCAUCGACCGACGACGUGAUUGAGGCCGUCCUUAGGGACCAGCAAGCGACCCCAGAUGUCGAUGACCGCCUCGGCUUUUUGCAGGCGAACGUCAACAAGAACUGGGAUCGCGUCAAUGACCUCUUUGAGCAUGUCAAGUCGUUGGACCGCGCCCCUGCCUUCAUUGCCAUCCAGGACCCUCCCUACGACUUUGCCACGGAUUCGAAGAGAGAACGCGCCGGCUAUUGGUGUGAGGCUCAACAUGGCUGGCCGAAACUCAAUUCCAAGGACGAGGUGGAGAUGGAGAACAACGUGCCAGUGCUAGCGUCGAGCCGCGUUGCCUUCUAUGUGCACAAUCCUUUGGCUUUGACGUCAUGGUCCGUCGAGUGGGACAGAGGUGCCAACGAACACUAUGUUGCGUCUCUAUCCCUCGACUUGGUCGGCGGCGACAGGAUCAAAGUCUUCAACGCGUACAACCGCACCCGCAACACGAUCGCAUUCAACCUUCUCCUUCGCGAAGCUGUCGCCGACUAUUGCAUUCUUUUGGGCGACUUCAAUCUUCGUCAUCGGGCCUGGAGCGACCGACACCUUUUUGAUAGGGCCACAAAGCAGCUGGAGAUCGAGACUCGACUUGCCGGAAUGCGUUGUCUUCUGAAGCCAAAGGACUUCACGUUCAAGCGAGGGGAGACGCAGACUACCAUCGACCUGGUUUUUCUCAGUGAAAGGCUCAAGGACCUUUGCGAGCUUUUUCACGUCACGAGGCCGCGUGGUUUUACCACGGACCACGCAGUACUCGAGACAGUCCUCAACGUGUCGCCCGAUCGGGAUCACACCCCGGUCCUCCAGAUUGACAAGGCAGACCCCGACGUCGUCCGGUCAGAGAUGGCCACUCGUCUCCUUGCCAAAUUCGGCGAUCCAUCUCACCUGCGUCAGCAUCAACUGUCCACCACCGACAAGCUCGACCAGUUCGCCAAAGCCUUUGUUGUGUCCGCCAAGGCCGCGAUCGAUGCCUCCAUUCCCACCAUCAUCCGCAAACCCGUUGGCCAGAAGCCUCCAGUGCGAACACGCGUGGUCCAAGAGAGACUCUUGCGCGAGGAACACGCACUUCGCGUCCUUUACCGGCAGAAAAGGGGGACUCAAGCCCACAACUACGCCUAUGCGGUAUGGCUGGACGCCGUCAAGCAGACCAACCGUUUUAUGCGCAUCGCCAGCAACGUCAGGAAGCGUACCCGAAGCGCUCAGCAAGCCAAAGACCUCUCAAGCCUUUUUGCUAUGGCAAGAUCGGCUCGCUUCUACGGCAAGAUCAGGGCCUCGCCUCACAUGCCAUGGCUCAAGAAGCCUGACGGCACAGCCUGCGCAAGCUCCGAGGAGAACGCUCGCUGUUUUCGCGACGCGAUGUGGUCCGACACAAGCGAAGAGCGCCUGGCUCCUACGGAGUUGCCACCUACUCUAGUGCGAUCUCGUGCUUCAGCUGCAUCAGGCCACGCUCUGUCGACUCCUUCACGGAAAAAGUCAAAGCCGAAGAAGAAGAAGACCCGAAAGGAUAAGGAGACUACACUCUGGUUCCCCCACAUCCAGCGUCGCUACCUCCACUUCCUCUGA